AUGAACAGUACGCAUCACGCUUUCUCGUCUCAUGCCAACUCCACCAACUCGUCUCGACCGGGACUCGUCCUGCCCAAAGUGUCCUACAGCAUGGCGGUGACCUGGGUCAGCCUGACCAUGACCAUGACCUUUGCUGGCACGGUCACCAUCAUCCUCCUUCUCACCGCCACCAUCCGCUACCGCAGUCUGCGCGCCGGAGCGGGGCGCCUGAUCGCGCAUCUCCUGUGCAUCGACUUCUUCAUCUGCGGCAUUACCACACCCGGUUACAUGCUUAUCAUUUUUUUGGACCUGGUGGGCAUCCCGUACACCAUUAACUGUACCGCCUGGGUGACGAUUCGUAUGCUCAGCAUCAACGUGCAGUACUGGGCGUCCAUGGUGUUAGCCGUCAAUCGUUUGGUGGCCAUCGCUCUGCCUCAUCACUAUAAAGUGUGGACGCGACGGUCGGUGAUGCUGGCGAUGAUGGGCAUGUGCUGGGUGAUCGCCAUUGCCAUCAAUUUGCCACCGCUAUUUGGCCACGCGUAUUCACUGGGAAAAUAUCCACCGCUGAUGAGCUGUACAAUGAAACCGCUGGAUGAUAUGCUGUUUCCCAUAAUUUCGAGUAUUGGCUCACAUAUUCCGAUCGCCACAUUGUCUGUCGUAUAUAUUUUUAUCGCACUCUACACAAUCAGAUUGAAGAAUGCGGUUAACUCGGGGAAACAGAUGGUGCGCCGGAUAAAGGUCGCACGGAUGCUGUUUGUGUCGUUUGCGUUUUAUUUCAUCUGCUUCCUGCCGAUGACUGUGUUGCCUCCCUUUUUUCCAAAGAUUAUUUUCACUAUGCCGGUUGUCAUGUUGUGGUUAAUCGCGUUGCAGAUACUGGGAUUUAGUUCGAGCCCGUUCAUUUUUCUGCUGAUGAACGAUGAGUACCGGAAAAGCCUACGGGCGCUUUUUGGAGGACAGUCGAUUCAUCCGCGAUGA
This is a messenger RNA of Paramacrobiotus metropolitanus, 954 nucleotides long. RefSeq names its product adenosine receptor A3-like. Gene Ontology annotation, cellular component: membrane. The transcript is spliced from 2 exons. The record is from RefSeq and is a predicted model, not a curated record. Gene Ontology annotation, molecular function: neuropeptide receptor activity. Lineage: Eukaryota; Metazoa; Tardigrada; Eutardigrada; Parachela; Macrobiotidae. Gene Ontology annotation, biological process: neuropeptide signaling pathway. Bases 1 to 954 code for a protein of 317 amino acids.